This is a messenger RNA of Clupea harengus (Atlantic herring), 3736 nucleotides long. RefSeq names its product RAB3A interacting protein (rabin3)-like 1 (gene rab3il1). Gene Ontology annotation, molecular function: guanyl-nucleotide exchange factor activity. Gene Ontology annotation, cellular component: Golgi to plasma membrane transport vesicle. The record is from RefSeq and is a predicted model, not a curated record. Gene Ontology annotation, biological process: exocytosis. Lineage: Eukaryota; Metazoa; Chordata; Actinopteri; Clupeiformes; Clupeidae.
GAAGCAAGCUGUAGUAGGGAAUGUAAUAGCUAAUUUUGUGCACGUCUUGGAGUUCCACUCGAAGACCAUUCGUGUGCGGACAAUCGGACGUUGCCUUUUUGAUUCUGGAAAGUUUGUGGAAAGUGAAAAGCGGAGCACGUUUGGACAGUUCUUUUGAUGAGGCACUACAGCCCUCCGUGGUAACAAUAGUGUUCUGAAGGCCAGUCCCUGGAUAAGACCAAAAGUGGAGUCCAUCAGAAGAAAACAAGUAUUUGCGCAAGUGGGCUCUUGGUGAGGAGAUGCAUUCUGUUACAAAAUAAAGCAAACUCAACGACUCAUGGCACAAAGGAAACCCGGUCCAUGAGCCCAGCUGAUCUGGGACUAAUCUAGGCGCAGUGUCUGAAAAAUGGAUGUAUUUGAAGGGAUCCACAGGGUGCAGCUCUCCUCCUCUCCAUCUCCUGUCACCCCAUCUGGUCCAGGAUAUGAGUUGGUGGUGGCUGGCGGCUCGGGGAUCGCCGUGUACUCCUCCUCUGUGUUUUUUGGCAAAAUGGACACCCUGGAUCAGCGAGCCCCGAAGUACAAGUCUACUGCAAAGGCAGCAGAGGAAAGAUGUCCUGUUGGAAGGCUAGUAGAUCUGGAUCCAGACCCGGGACCCAGUGCAGGAGGGGGACAGACUGCAGCGAUGCCUCAGGGGGAGGAGGGCUCUCGUGAUGGGGAACACUACAACGUGUCCCGUCUGCGGAGCUCAUCUAUAGAGAUAAGGGAGAAAGGUGGCGAGUUUCUUCGGGAGCAGUUGGAUGCCGCUCAGAAGGAGUUGAAACUGAAGGGGGAGGAAUGUGAACGUCUCUCGCAUGUUCGGGAGCAGCUUGAGCUGGAGCUGGAAGAACUGACUGCCAGUCUUUUUGAGGAGGCCCAUAAAAUGGUGCGUGAAGCUAACGUGAAACAGGCAGCAUCUGAAAAACAGCUGAAAGAGGCUCAGGGAAAGAUUGAUGUCCUCCAGGCAGAGGUGACAGCCCUGAAGACCCUGGUGCUGACCUCCACCCCUUCCUCCCCCAACCGGCAACUGCACCCCCAGCUCCAGUCCCCGGGCACCAGGGGGGCACUGAGGGGGCACACCCGAAACAAGAGCACCAGUAGCGCUCUCACACUCCCCCACAGCCAGACUGAGCCCGGGCCCACGGACACACAGGCAGCUAACAAGGAGGACAAGGAGUCUGCGGUUCCUGCUCUCCUUUCUCUGAUUCUGUGUCUGGUCCCUGGCCAGUCGGUCCGCGUCACCUACGAGCCCUACUGGCCACGCCAGGGGGAGGUGCCAGGGGCUCACUGUCGCCAGCUGGAUUCGGUUCUGUUUGCUGAGUUCCUGUCCUGGAGAGAGGCCCCCAGUCUGAACCGCUCCUCUGCCUUCAUGGGCCGGGUCUACAGAGAGGACAUUGGACCCUGCCUCUCCUUUACCCGCACCGAGUUAUCGCAGUCAGUCCAGGGUGCGGUGGAGAGUAACUCUCUGACCAUUGAGCCGGCGGCCAUGACUGCACUACCACUGGUGAAGGCUUCAGCCAUUGAGUGUGGGGGACCCAAUGGCUGGAGAUGUGCUGUAGAAACGAAGUGUGCCCUGAGUGGCAUGUCCCGCCCCUGCCGCCAUCGCAUCAAACUGGGUGACAAAGAGAGUUACUACUACAUCUCCCCCUCCAGCCGGGCACGGAUCACUGCAGUGUGUAAUUUUUUCACCUACAUAAGGUACAUCCAACAAGGCUUAGUGAGGCAAGAGGUGGAGCAGAUGUUUUGGGAAGUAAUGCGCCUGCGGAGGGAGAUGACCGUGGCAAAACUGGGCUUCUUUGUCAACGAUGAGAGCUAGGAAACGGCGGAAGUCAACAUCUGAGCACUAUCAACACACACACACACACACACACACACACACACACACACACACACACACACACAGCAAUGGGCUAUGAGCAAUAUUGUUGAUCUCCAGUGUCUUCUUUCAUUGUCAUUAUGUGACAGUACACACACACACACAGAGCAAUGGGCUGUGAGCAAUAUUGUUCUUUCAUUGUCAUUAUGUGACAAUACACACACACACACAGAGUGAUGUGUGGACUGUGAGCUAUGACUUAGAUGACAGAAUCACAAGUUGCCAAACUGAGGAUUAUGACCCAGCAGUGAGCACUCCUGUUCAGUGCGCUCAGACGAUUGAUUCAACAGAGACGUCAGUGUCAUGACUCGCCCAUCUAGCCAAGAUAAAUCUGAAAGACGCUUCAUGUGAGACUUUUCACUGAAAGGCAUCUAGAGGAUAAGAGAGAUAAAGAUGGGAACAGGGACGCUGAGAUCGCGUUUAUUUUUUAUUUCUCACAGAACCCCAAUUAUGAUGAUUUAUUUCCCCCCCUUAGUAAUCGGGGGUUUAGCCGUGUGAAAUGUUUGCAUAUGUAUAAUUACACAGUAGUGAAGUGUAUUCAUGUCUGGAGUCAGUAACACAGAAUAUGUCUUCAUCCACCUCCAAGCAGGCCAAGUGUUACUGCAGUGAACUUCUAGGUCAAAGGUCAAAGCCAUAGCGUCACUGAGAUCAUCUCAGGCAGGGUGGAUUGUCUGCAGGCGUUACUAACACAGACCCACACUCCUUAUACAAGUGCACUCAGUCAGAAUGAGGCGGCUGCUGCCUCACACACUCCUUAUACAAGUGCACUCAGUCUGAAUGAGGCGGCUCCUGCCUCACACACUCCUCCAAAGUGACCUGUACACUCCUCUACGUCCCAUGGUGUUGGGCCUUGAUAGCUCUUUGACGGCUGCUACAGGCUUGAUAACCACGCUCUGUAGUUUGAAGAGUGUUGUGUUCAGUGUCUAGAAGUUAGAUAGAUACAUAGAUAGAUAAACUUAAUACAAGUUGAUCUAUCUAAGUUAAGUUGGCACCACUCUGAAGUUCCCUCUCUUUUCAAGCUCCACAUAGGUUUCACCUGAGUACUAAAUUGGUGCAGAGAACUCCCCAUUGAGAACUAACACAGCAGAUAACGGUUCCCUGUUUUGCACAAGAUUAUUCCCAUGUUAUGUUUAAGAUCAUUCAAGGUUGUUUUUGUGACUCACAGAUCCCCCAUGAGCUGUACAUGGUGUCCUACAAUGAUGUAGAUUAAGAUGUAUCUCAGUGUGACCUCCUUGUGUUGUUUUUUUUAUUGAACUGUUCAUAUUUAGUUUCAUAAAUCUGUACUGCUAAAUGUCUUUGUUUAUGAUCUGAAUGGAUAACUUGCCUUGUCUUUCACAUUGCCAUGUCUUCCAGAGCCACACUAUACCAAUGCUUGCCUUCCUGCCUGCCUGGCAGUGGUUAGAAGAUUAGCUUUAUAUAUGAACUGUGUUGUACACAGGUACUAUAGCACAGCUUCAUUCAGCACAGCCUGUAGACACUCCAGAAUGUUAAUGUAUAAAUAUAGAAGCCAUGAUCGGUCCCAGGGACUGUUGCUUUUGCUCGGAUAUACAGCCAUAUUUGUGUGUACGGGUCUGUGCCCUUAUGAUGUUUUAGUUCCACACCCCCCUCUCUCUAAACAGGGUGUGAGUGGAGAGGACACUUGCAUGAUUGAACAUCUGUAUGUCUGCAUUAGAAACACUUUUUCUGCACCCUAUAUGCUUUCAAGACUCCCGCAUUGUAACUGCUCUGUCUGUGCCUGUGCAGCCUAUGGGUUGCCUUCUGUGAUACUGAAAUGAAUUUGUUCAAGUGCACUAUUAACAUGCCACUCUGGACGUUCAGGUCAAUAAACACAACAUAACACCAGCA